CAAGUAUUUAGUAUAUUCUCUGUUACCGCCCAAAAGACUUUGCUGGUCCACGAACCAUAAGUAACUAUUGCAACCCUUUUAUAGUUUAGUUAGAACUCUGAGGAGUUUUAUCAGUCAGUCAUGGACUCUUGCUUCACCCUCAAGCAAAAAUGGUGGCUCUGCACUUCUGCAAGUUUCAUUGUUGUAAUCAUUGUUUUCUUCAACUAUGAUUACGGUGGUCAAAACAAACCCAAAUUUUCAUCUCUCCAAAAUCAAACAUUUCAUGAUCAACUUCCUGUUUUGUCUGGCUUGCUGUUUGCUCAUCCUUUAAACUUAACUCUUUCUUCUUCUUCUUCUUCUUCUUCUUCUUCUUCUUCUGCUCUGUUCUCAAACAGCAGCACGCCAAAACUGUUGAACCCAUCAAACUUAACAGAGAAUAUAAGGGAAGCAAAGUCAUGGGUUGAGUUGAACAUGUUGGAAAAACAAGUUUCAAGAGCAGAAAGACAGAAAAAAGAAGAAGAAAAAUGCAAUGUGUUUAAUGGAAAAUGGGUUUAUGAUCCUAAGUCAAAUCCUGUAUACAAUGCAACAGUAUGUCCAUUUUUAAGUGACCAAGUUAGCUGCCAAAGGAAUGGAAGGCCUGACUCUGAAUAUGAAAAAUGGAGUUGGCAACCACAUGGGUGUAAGAUUCCUAGGUUUAAUGGGAAGAAGAUGUUAAAGAGACUUAGAGGGAAGAGAUUGAUAAUAGUUGGGGACUCACUUAACAGAAACCAAUGGGAAUCUCUUGCUUGUCUUCUCUAUUCUUCUAUCCAUCCCAGAGGAGCAAUUCUUGACUUUCACAGAAAUGAUUAUAAACUCUUCAGAGCAACUCGCUAUAAAUGUUCAGUUGAGUUCUACUGGAACCCACUUAUGGUGGAAGUAGAAGAAAAGAAACAGGGGAAUAGCAGCAGCAGGAUUCUGAAACUUGAUAGACUUCCUCCAUUUGCUUCAAAAUGGGUUGGUGCAGACAUCAUGCUUUUCAACUCAGGUCACUGGUGGUUACAUGGUGAAAGAUUGAGAGCGUGGGACAUGUAUGGAUAUGGAAGGAAGGUGGUGAAGGAAAUGGAGAUUGAAAGAGCAUUUGAGAUGGGAAUGAAGACAUGGGCGAGUUGGGUAGAGAAAAAUGUGGAUAGAAACAAAACAAGAGUAUUUUUCAGAGGGUUAUCUCCAGAACAUAAAGGGAAAAAAGAAGAAUGCUACAAUGAAACAGAGCCAGUAGAUGAUGAAGAUGAGGAGGAGGAGGAGACUCGUCUGCCAAAAUAUUUCAGACCAAUCAUAGAUGUCGUUGAGAGAACAAUUACAGAGAUGAAGACUCCGGUAAAGUAUUUGAACAUCACAAAGCUUUCCCAGUAUAGAAAAGACGGUCACCCUUCUUAUUAUGCCACAAAGAUAGGUAAGUUUAUGGUGACGCAGAAGUUGCAGGAGGAGAAGAUGGAGACGAAGACGAAGAAGAUAAAGAUGAAGAUGAAGAUGAUGAUGGAGAAGAAGUACCACCCUGAUUGCAGUCACUGGUGUUUGCCUGGAAUUCCUGAUACUUGGAACAGAUUAUUGUAUGCAUUGAUGGCCUUAGAUACCUCUUAGCUAUUAGUAUAUACAAAUAUACAUACAUAUAAUUCUUCACUUAAAAACCCUUUUGGCCCUCUGGGUUAUCUUCAUUCUCAUGAAUCUGUACAAAUUGAAG
Molecule: messenger RNA, 1696 nt
Organism: Carica papaya (papaya)
Lineage: Eukaryota; Viridiplantae; Streptophyta; Magnoliopsida; Brassicales; Caricaceae
Product: protein trichome birefringence-like 36
Cellular component (GO): Golgi apparatus
Molecular function (GO): O-acetyltransferase activity
Source: RefSeq, a predicted model, not a curated record